Messenger RNA from Moneuplotes crassus, 1035 nucleotides. Lineage: Eukaryota; Ciliophora; Spirotrichea; Euplotida; Euplotidae. The record is from the annotation of a GenBank genome assembly.
UUUUGUAUAAUUAAUUAACUUAUUUAAUCACCUUCAGAGAAUUUUAGGGAUAAAUCAGCAUGAAACAACAAUCUGCAGAAGAUAUGACCAAGAGGUAUUUUGACCUCAAGAAAACCUUUGGAGAUAUCCACCAAAGAGUCGUCCAUCCGGAUAUUGGAGGAGAAGUAGCAGAAGAAGACACCAAGGAGGAUUUACUAGAAGAAUUUACCGAUUACUUAUCCAUACUCCCAAAGGAGCUACAUAGCAAGCCAGAGGAGAGGAAAGGAGAGUUUUCUGAUACAUUUGCGCCAUAUAUUGGCAUUGUUCCUUUAAUUUCUGUCAAAAAGCCUAAGGAGAAAAUUGUCCAAAAAGACAUAUAUGCUCAAUAUAGAAAGAACUACCUCGCUGAUUUGACUAAAUUGAUCGAGUGAUAUUUUCCGCCAUUGAAAGUAAUGUUUUUAGACCCACUCCAAGUAACUAAAUACGAGACAUCGAACUAUAAGAAGGUAGACCCAGAGUUCUCAACAAUCAUCAAUAUGGAGAACUCGAAGGAGUACAAAAUAAUGAAGAUUUUGGGCAGAAUGAAUGUGUUCCACAUGGCAAAGGCCAUUCGGCCUUUGUUUAGCCAAAAAUUCUGCACAAUAAUUGCCUUAACAAUCGAACCGAUCUAUGACCAAAAGCCGAAGGAAGGAAGCUUCAUACUGGGGAGAGCUUGUGGGCGUGUGUGUAUUGCCACAAUGGACAACACCACAAGAGCAGAGUCCUUCCAGACAAUUGUGCAUGAAGCCAUGCAUACAUUUGGCCUCGGCCAUUGUGAAAAAUGGAACUGCAUAAUGAACUGGCUAUCUCUCGAUCAACACAGAUGUUUCCUCUGACUUCCUGAUUUGAUAAAGAUGCAACACUUGUUUGGCUUUGAUAUUAAAGAGAGAUAUCUCAAGUUAGCUAAACUAUACAAGAGAACUUUAGGCUGGCAGGAUGACUACGACUGGGUAAAACAAGCCAUUGACAAGAUUAACGAAAAGGAGGACUAAACUUUCAAUCUUAUAAAUAUCAAAG